AUGGAUAUGCAAAUGCUGUUAUAUAACAACCACGGAGUGCAUGUCACAACAAGCUUCCUGGAAGAACUUCUUUUUACACUCACUAACGAAACGGUGACUGCUCCAACGGUUGGAUAUCCCGAAAAGACUGUUUUUACAGCUUCAGAGGAGAAGGUACUCUGUGACCAUCUUUUGAACUGCGCUGCUGCUAACUUUGGCCUAAGAACUAAGGAAGCCAGAACUUUUGCCUAUAGGUUGGCUGUAGAAUAUAAUAAAAAAAUUACUUCUUCUUGGUCUGAGCAUGAAAUGGCUGGAGAGGUUUGGCUUCGAUCUUUUAUGAAACGUCAUCCUGUUCUUUCUCUGAGACUACCUCAACCUACAAGUAUCGCUCGAGCUACAAGUUUUAAUAGAUCAAACGUGCAACUUUUUUUUCAAAAUUAUACUGCAGUAGUUGACAAACACAAGUUACAAUGGAGGAAUAUAUGGAACGUUGACGAAUCUGGCAUCACAACUGUUCAGAAACCAGACCGCGUCAUUGCCCGACGAGGACAGAAACAAGUGAGUGCCAUGACUUCCACAGAGAGGGGAACAUUGGUUACUAUAGCACUAGCAGGAAACGCCCUUGGGAAUCACAUACCCCCGAUGUUCAUCUUUCCGCGGAAAAGAUUUAAUGAUCACUUAUACGCGAUGGACCCACUGGAUCAAUUGGCACUGCGAAUGGGUGACUUGGGUAACAUUCGCAUAGUAUCAGAGUCAGCGCUGGUCACGAGCGCAGCUGCUGUACUAGGGGGCCUUUUAGGGGCUUUUGCGGGGGGCAGAACAGGUGCGGUAUUGGGUGCUGGCCUGGUGGGUGCUAUGGGUUACAGGGCCAGUACCGAGAUGACGCUCCGCGAAGCUUGGGAGAUGGUCAAGGAUAAAUUGAUUGGAUUGCUGCACAUAAUUCUGGACUUCCUACGAAGCCUGGACUAUAUUGACUAUAUCGCAGCGGCUGAGAUACUUGUGGCUAGUGCUGAUAGGCGCGAAGAGGUCUGUGAGAUCAUCAUACAAUACAUCGUGACAAAACUUGGGCAGGUUGCCUACCGACAAUUACAAUAA
Arctia plantaginis is the source of this 1074-nucleotide messenger RNA. Lineage: Eukaryota; Metazoa; Arthropoda; Insecta; Lepidoptera; Erebidae. The record is from the annotation of a GenBank genome assembly.